Molecule: messenger RNA, 1125 nt
Organism: Drechmeria coniospora
Lineage: Eukaryota; Fungi; Ascomycota; Sordariomycetes; Hypocreales; Ophiocordycipitaceae
Product: casein kinase I hhp1
Exons: 2
Coding region: 1-1125 (374 amino acids)
Biological process (GO): endocytosis; signal transduction; peptidyl-serine phosphorylation
Cellular component (GO): cytoplasm; nucleus
Molecular function (GO): protein serine/threonine kinase activity; ATP binding
Source: RefSeq, a predicted model, not a curated record
AUGACCACAAUGGAUCUUCGCGUCGGUAACAAGUACCGCAUCGGCCGCAAGAUUGGCUCGGGUUCCUUUGGCGACAUCUACCUGGGCACCAACAUCAUUUCCGGCGAAGAGAUUGCCAUCAAGCUGGAAUCCGUCAAGGCCAAGCAUCCCCAGCUCGAGUAUGAGGCGCGCGUCUACAAGUCGCUCGCCGGCGGCGUCGGCAUCCCCUUCGUCCGCUGGUUCGGAACCGAGUGCGACUACAACGCCAUGGUGCUCGAUCUCCUCGGUCCCAGCCUGGAGGAUCUCUUCAACUUUUGCAACCGUAAAUUCUCGCUCAAGACUGUGCUCCUCCUCGCCGACCAGCUCAUCUCCCGCAUCGAGUACAUACACGCCAAGUCCUUCAUCCACCGCGACAUCAAGCCCGACAACUUUCUCAUGGGCAUCGGCAAGCGCGGCAACCAGGUCAACGUCAUCGACUUUGGCCUCGCCAAGAAGUACCGCGACCCCAAGACACACUUUCACAUUCCCUAUCGUGAGAAUAAGAACCUGACGGGAACCGCCCGCUACGCCUCGAUCAACACGCAUCUCGGCGUGGAGCAGUCCCGCCGCGACGACAUGGAGUCGCUCGGAUACGUCAUGCUCUACUUCUGCCGCGGCUCCCUGCCCUGGCAGGGCCUCAAGGCGGCGACGAAGAAGCAAAAGUACGACCGCAUCAUGGAGAAGAAGAUGACGACGCCGACCGAGGUCCUCUGCCGCGGCUUCCCCAACGAGUUCGCCAUUUACCUCAACUACACGCGGUCCCUCCGCUUCGACGACAAGCCCGACUACAGCUACCUUCGAAAGAUCUUCCGUGACCUCUUCGUCCGCGAGGGUUUCCAGUACGACUACGUCUUUGACUGGACUGUCUACAAGUACCAGAAGAACGCACAAGCCAUCGCUCAAGCCGCUGGACAGGCCGUCGCCGAGGACGACGAGAAGGCGCGCGCCUCGCGCACCAACGCCGCCGCCGCCGCCGCCGCCGCCGGUGGUGCCCCCAAGCCCAACGCCAUGCCGAGCUCCCGCCGCAAGAUGCUCGAGCGCGGAGCCGGAGCCGGUGUCGACACGCCCGACACCAACCGCGCCAUGGGCGGCAGCGAUCGCAUGUGA